AUGAUUUCUUCUAUUCUCUUCUUGUGCACUCUCAUCUCGACAGCCUGGAGCUGUCCAGAGCAUGAUAAUUACCAAUCACAUCCUCACAUUGGCCGAAGACAAGUACGAGUUGACAAAGGCCGAGUACCAAAGGACUGGAACUACGCUCUUUCUGCAGACUGGGCCACCAUCAAACCUGAAUAUGCAUUGUGUCAAUCUGGCACACAUCAAUCGCCUAUCAACAUUAUCCAGACGGAACUGUCUCAACAUCACAAACCUACCUUUGAGGGGUACGCAGAGAACAUCACGAUUCCAGGCAACUUCUUCAACUGGGAGUUCGCACCGGCCUGGACACCUCAUCAUCCGGAUGGAGUAGUCACGGGACUCCCCAGCAUGAAAUUUGACGACCAGGAGGUCUACAUGAUCGGAUGGCACAUCCACGCACCGUCAGAGCACCUUGUCGCCGGCAAGCGAAGCCGUGCCGAAAUCCAUCUCGUCCAUGUUACCGAGGAGGAGCACGAAGCAGCCGUCAUCGGCAUUCGGGUCGCAGUGGGAGACAAGGAAUCCGCAUUCAUCAAGCAACUGGGUCCCAUGAUCCAUUACAAUGACACGGCGCAGCUGGAGGGGUUGCCCAUAAAUAUGCGACUGGCUAUUGAUGAGGUCGGCGGCGUCGAGGAAUUCUGGACCUACAAGGGCAGCUUGACCACGCCACCUUGCAAUGAGGGAUUGCGAUGGUUCCUGCCCAAGCAGGAGUUGGUGGUCAGUGAGCAGCAGAUGGUUGAGAUCCUGGCUGCGAGUCGGUUCUCCCAUCGCGUCGAGCAACAGGUGUGGCUCCACGACGUCAACCUGUGA
This is a messenger RNA of Fonsecaea erecta, 831 nucleotides long. RefSeq lists its product as hypothetical. The coding region runs from base 1 to 831 and encodes 276 amino acids. Gene Ontology annotation, molecular function: zinc ion binding; carbonate dehydratase activity. The transcript has 2 exons. The record is from RefSeq and is a predicted model, not a curated record. Lineage: Eukaryota; Fungi; Ascomycota; Eurotiomycetes; Chaetothyriales; Herpotrichiellaceae.